CAACAUCUAUUCGCCGACGUCAGCUUGUGGUGAGGAGUUUUCGCAACUGUGCAAUGCGGUUUUAGUGAAAUUCCACCAAAUUAUUUGUAUAAAAGUGUAGUUAUCUCGAAAAAUUUCUCUAUAAGCUUUUAUUAGCGUCCACGAAGAUGGCCACGGAAAGAAAAGGAACGUUCAAGGUGGAGUACCUGCAGAAAAUCGAACGGGAAAUGCAGGAGCGCUGGGAGCGAGAAAGACUACACGAAAAUGAUGCUCCCGCUGCUCAGAGGAAGAGUCCGGACGAUAAAUUCAUGGUAACCUUUCCCUUCCCGUACAUGAAUGGCAGGCUGCAUCUUGGCCACACUUUUUCGCUGUCGAAGGCAGAAUUUAUCGUACGGUACCAGCGACUUAAGGGUAAACAAGUUCUGUUUCCUUUCGGGUUUCAUUGCACCGGAAUGCCUAUCAAGGCUUGUGCUGAUAAGCUGAAACGGGAGAUGCAGGAAUUUGGUUGUCCACCUGUUUUCCCUAAGCAUGAGGAGGUGGUGGUGAUUGAAGAAAAGGACGUGAUUCCAAAAGACAAAAGUAAGGGUAAGAAGAGCAAGGCGGUUGCAAAAACUGGUGGUGCCAAGUAUCAGUGGCAGAUUAUGCAAAGCCUCGGAUUGAAAGAUGAGGAAAUCAAGAAGUUUGCUGAAACGGAUCAUUGGUUGGAGUAUUUUCCUCCACUUGCCAUACAGGAUUUGAAGGCUGCUGGGUGUCACAUUGACUGGAGACGAACGUUUAUAACGACCGAUGCAAAUCCGUUUUUCGAUUCUUUCGUUCGUUGGCAGUAUAAUCGUCUGAAGGCACGUGGAAAGAUUAUGUACGGUAAAAGACAUACAAUAUUUUCCCCAAAAGAUGGGCAGCCUUGCAUGGAUCAUGAUAGAUCAUCAGGCGAAGGUGUCGGACCACAAGAAUACACUUUGAUAAAAAUGAAACUUACUGGAAAACGCCCAAGCAAGUUGGCAGCCGUGAAAGCGCCCAUUUAUCUGGUCUGCGGUACUUUGAGACCUGAAACAAUGUACGGUCAGACCAACUGUUGGGUUCACCCCGAUAUCAAGUAUAUUGCCUUUGAAACCAACCGAAAUGGUGAGGUUUGGCUUUGCACACGACGGGCCGCUAGAAAUAUGUCAUACCAAGGCUUCACUACAGUUGAAGGUAAAAUCGCAGAAAUCGCCGAAUUGAUAGGUCAGGAAAUUCUAGGUUUAGCCCUGUCCGCUCCUCUGACAAUACACCAAACUAUUUACACUUUGCCGAUGCUGUCUAUUAGAGAGGAUAAGGGUACUGGAAUAGUAACAUCGGUUCCUUCGGAUUCUCCGGACGAUUAUGCCGCUCUAGUAGAUCUCCAAAAGAAGCCUGCUUUUCGUGAAAAGUAUUCCAUAGCAGAUGAAAUGGUUCUACCAUUUCAACCAAUUCCAAUUAUUGAUGUACCUGGUCUAGGAAACUUGAGUGCCGUUACCGUUUGUGAGCAGCUGAAGAUCCAAAGCCAGAAUGACCGUGACAAACUGACGGAAGCUAAGGAAUUGGUUUACCUUAAAGGGUUCUACGAUGGCGUUUUGUUAGUAGGAGAGCACGCAGGAAAAAAAGUUCAAGACGUCAAGAAAGAUUUGAAGACCUAUCUAGUCGGCCGGAACGAAGCAGAUACUUACUAUGAACCGGAAAAGUUGAUCAUGUCCCGUUCUGGGGACGUUUGCGUUGUGGCUCUGUGUGACCAGUGGUACCUAAACUAUGGUGAAGAAAGCUGGCAAAAGAUCGCCUUAGAUCACCUGCAGACAAUGGAGUUGUUCCAUGACGAAGUUAGGCGGAACUUUGAGCAUUGUCUCGAUUGGCUCCACGAGUAUGCAUGCUCGCGGACCUAUGGUUUGGGAACGAAACUGCCGUGGGAUGAGCAAUGGUUAAUUGAGUCCCUGUCAGAUUCUACGAUUUAUAUGGCAUUUUAUACUGUAGUGCAUCUUCUGCAGGGAGGCUCCUUCCACGGGGAGAAACCCAGCCCGUUAGGUAUCACCGCGGCGGACAUGACACCCGAAGUGUGGGAUUAUAUUUUCUUCAGCGAGGCGAAGUAUCCCAGUAAAAGCAAAAUUAAGAAAGAACAUAUUGAGAGACUGAAGAAGGAAUUUAAUUAUUGGUACCCAGUUGAUCUGCGAGUCUCAGGAAAGGAUCUCAUUCAAAAUCAUCUUACCUUUUUCCUGUAUAACCACGCGGCAAUAUGGCCCAACGAUUCAUCUAAAUGGCCACGAGGAAUCCGCUGCAAUGGCCAUCUGUUACUGAACUCGGCAAAAAUGUCCAAAUCUGAGGGCAAUUUUUUGACCCUCUAUGAAGCGAUCGCGAUGUUCAGUGCCGAUGGGACACGUCUUUGUUUGGCUGACGCUGGAGAUAGCAUAGAGGAUGCCAAUUUUGUGGUUAGCACUGCCGAUGCCGGAAUCCUGCGGCUAUAUACGUUUAUCGAGUGGGUUAAGGAGACGUUGGCUUCCAAAUUUGCCCUGCGGAAGGGAAAGCAGGAUGAUUUUAAUGAUGCCGUAUUCAUGAGCGAAAUGAAUCUAAAGACGAAAGAAACAGACGAGUUCUACCGUAAGAUGCUAUUUAAGGAAGCACUGAGAACAGGUUUCUUUGAAUUUCAGUCGGCUAGAGAUAAAUACAGGGAAUUUUGCGGAUCGUCAGGGAUGCAUGUAGACUUGGUGGUGGAGUUCAUUAGACGACAAGCUCUUUUGCUUGCUCCGAUUUGUCCUCACGUGGCGGAGCACGUCUGGGAGCUGCUGGGUAAUAAAUCCAGUAUAAUGAAGGCCACCUGGCCACAGAUUGGAGCGAUUGACGAAAAGAAAAUAAAAUGUUCCGCAUAUCUGUUGGACGCUGCCCAUUCUUUCCGUCUGAAUUUGAAAAGUGUAUCUCAGAUAAAAACUAAAGCUGGUAAGGCAGCUCCGCCACCGGUAACAAAGCCGACAGAAGCCACCAUUUGGGUGGCCAAAUCUUUCCCACCUUGGCAAUCGUGCGUGCUGAACACAAUGCGGGAAUUGUUCGAAAAAAAUAAGAGCUUACCUGACAAUAAAGUACUCGCAGCCGAGUUGGGCAAAAAGGAAAUUUUGAAGAAGUAUAUGAAACGUGUAAUGCCUUUUGCCCAGAUGGUGAGAGAGCGUGUUGAAUCUGCCGGUGGACCCGGUAAAAGUGCUAUGGAUGUGUCUCUGGACUUUGAUGAGCGAGAGGUUCUACAGAGAAAUUUAGAGUAUUUGAAGAACACAUUGGAGCUGGAAUCGCUCACUAUUGGAUUUACUGACCAAUCUGAGGCACCCGAAAAAAUUAAAGAAGAGGUUCGUCCCGGUGCACCGUAUAUUAUAUUCACGGUAAAACCUAGCGUGUCCGUUACGCUGGAGAAUCCCGUGGAGCGUUCUGGUCUUUUUACUGUUAAUUUACACCUUUCCGAAGGUGAUAGCAGUAGAACCUUCAAAGAGAAGUUGGCGAAGCAGAUUGGAUAUAAAGCUGAUAUUCAAGCUUUAGAAAUUCUGCGACAUGAAGAUCCGGUGCUCGGACCACGAAAACUUCCUGCUUUCCAGGACUAUCGCACUGGUAAGCUAACGCUUGAGGAUGGAACGCUCUCAAUUGAUACGGACAGGAAGCAGGUUUCUCUGACAAACGAUAAAGCUCAAAGUUUUAAUAUCGGAACUUCAUUUGUUUAUGUUAUUAAUUAGAUGCGUCGUAUUACAGGAGGCUCGUAUUAUUUGGAAGGCGAAAUAAAAUGGAUAAAUUUUGAA
Molecule: messenger RNA, 3755 nt
Organism: Topomyia yanbarensis
Lineage: Eukaryota; Metazoa; Arthropoda; Insecta; Diptera; Culicidae
Gene: LeuRS
Product: leucine--tRNA ligase, cytoplasmic
Exons: 4
Coding region: 147-3692 (1181 amino acids)
Biological process (GO): leucyl-tRNA aminoacylation
Molecular function (GO): aminoacyl-tRNA deacylase activity; leucine-tRNA ligase activity; ATP binding
Source: RefSeq, a predicted model, not a curated record